Messenger RNA from Notodromas monacha, 1504 nucleotides. The record is from the annotation of a GenBank genome assembly. Lineage: Eukaryota; Metazoa; Arthropoda; Ostracoda; Podocopida; Cyprididae.
AGAACGAAUUUUCUGACCAGGUAACGAGAGUGCUGUUGGUUACUAAAAUUACAGUACAAUUCGAUAGGGGGCUGUGUUCCGUGUAAUCUAAAUUCUCCCCUGAAGUUGGUCUUAUAAGUUGGUGUGAUCCAAUCGCGACGAGUGGCUUUCCUUUGAAUCAUGUCGACACCUGCUCGAAGAAGGCUUAUGCGAGAUUUCAAGAAGUUGCAAGAAGACCCACCAGCUGGCAUCAGUGCCGCUCCUACUGACAAUAACAUCAUGAUAUGGAACGCUGUGAUCUUCGGGUAUGACCUGAUUUUUCUGUUCUGUAAUAAAAACAAUCCAGGAUUUUUCUCUCUCCUGACCAGCCCUCACGAUACGCCAUUCGAGGAUGGUACGUUCAAGUUGACGAUGGAAUUCACCGAAGAAUACCCAAACAAGCCUCCGAAUGUGCGUUUUGUGUCAAAGAUGUUCCAUCCCAACGUCUAUGCGGAUGGUGGAAUCUGUCUUGAUAUCCUACAAAAUCGCUGGAGCCCAACGUAUGAUGUUUCUGCGAUACUCACGUCUAUUCAGUCGCUGUUGGACGAGCCUAACCCGAAUUCACCUGCGAAUUCACUUGCGGCGCAACUUUACCAGGAAAACCGCCGAGAGUACGAAAAACGAGUGGCUGCGAUCGUGGAACAGUCGUGGUUGAACUUCGCCGACGAGGACAAUGAAGGCGAAGAGAAAAAAUUUGAAACAUCUGCCGCACCUGUGGAAGAUAGAUCAUCUUAGCCCUGUUGACAUGCUUUUCCUGUAAAAGGGAAUACUAAAAUCAACUUUAGCUAUUAGCGAAUUAUGCGCACCGUCUCAUGGCCGUUCGUUCUUUUCUUCCCCGAUUUCUAGGAGGGCUGCAUGAAAGUUCUAGAGAAAUUUUUUUGGUGAUACGUGAGCGAAUUAUCAUCAACUAAACCACUCGAGUCGUGAUAUUUCUUUCGCUUACAAGUCGUCAGAAAGCGCGCAGUAAUUGUAACAGCAGAUUCUGAUUUGAUUUCUUUAACGCUAGAUGUGCAACAGGAUCCUUUGUGGAACCGAGUCCUCGAAUGUUUGAACGGCGUGUGUGAUUUCCUCGAGAAGCGGUUUUAUGCAGCUUAAUGAAUCGCUCGUUGCUUCUGAUUUCCCUUCUGCUAGUCAGGAGUAAUCGAGGCCCUUGUGCGUAUGUUUUCUAUCUCGAUGUACAAUUCCGCUGAAUUUUGUUUUUUGUUUUCGGCGAAGGAUUUUGUGUGGGGUGCGACGCACAGUAGCUUUGAGUGGUUUCCAUGUCGCCUUCUCCUAUUAAUUUGCGUUGAUGCGGGAGAUUUUGGAUGGCUGGACAGACUUCAAGCCCCUUGAGUAAAUAAACGGAUAAUCUGUCUAUAUUGAAGAAUUCCGAAGAUGGUUAUGCCAAACGAGACGUUGACUCAAUUUUCCGAUGUCCUGCGGUAGAGUCCACGUUGUGUUUUUCGAAUGAUUGGAUGGGAUUAAUUUCUCGAUUGGCGUGUACCAA